Messenger RNA from Manduca sexta (tobacco hornworm), 730 nucleotides. Its product is annotated as troponin C, isoallergen Bla g 6.0101. The coding region runs from base 62 to 520 and encodes 152 amino acids. Gene Ontology annotation, molecular function: calcium ion binding; enzyme regulator activity. Lineage: Eukaryota; Metazoa; Arthropoda; Insecta; Lepidoptera; Sphingidae. The record is from RefSeq and is a predicted model, not a curated record. The transcript has 6 exons.
UCUCAAAAUAUUGACUGUGCUCUUAUUUCUGUGUGAUUUGUCAUUAGGGCAGCAAUAAAAAAUGGAAGAGCUCGAUAAAGCUCAACUGCAAUUACUCAAAAAUGCGUUCGACGCCUUCGAUCGCGAGAAGAAAGGAAUCAUCAGCACGGACAUGAUCGGUACCAUUCUGGAGAUGUUGGGCCACGAGCUUGAUGAGGACAUGCUGAAAGAAAUUAUCGAUGAAGUUGAUGUGAGCCGUACCGGAGAGCUAGAUUUCAACGAUUUCUGCAUGUUGGCUUCUAAAUUCUUAACAGAAGAAGAAGACGAUGAGACCAUGCUUCAAGAACUUAAGGAAGCCUUCAGGUUAUACGACAGGGAAGGCAAUGGCUACAUCACCACAGAAGUGUUGAAAGAAAUCUUCAAAGAAUUGGACAACACACUCUCGGCUGACGACUUGGACACCAUGAUUGAGGAAAUUGACACAGACGGCUCAGGCACCGUGGACUUUGAUGAAUUCCUGGAGGUCAUGACUGGUGAAUAAAGAAGCUGACUACUUAUCUACAACUUCUUGUAAAUAUAGUGAUAAGAAAAAAUUAUCAUUGAAAACAAAGACUAUUCAAAAUGUCAAUUUAGAAAUCUUAUCCUUACGCCAAUACCUCUUUAAGAUAAUGUUAAGUAAUUUAUAAGAAAGAACCUACAAAGUACAAAUUACUGCGCGUAGUAGAUUGUAUACCUAAAUAAAAAUAUUUUA